Messenger RNA from Klebsormidium nitens, 3183 nucleotides. NCBI's taxonomy places the organism in Eukaryota, Viridiplantae, Streptophyta, Klebsormidiophyceae, Klebsormidiales, Klebsormidiaceae. The record is from the annotation of a GenBank genome assembly.
AUGUGCUCUGCCCUGACCCUUGGGGUUUCUGGCCUGUACUUUUACCGAAGGCACCGGGACAUGAUAACAUAUGCAGACACGGACGCCUUCUACCAAGCGUGUGCGGGGGCCCUUGGAGAGCAGGGAACUGAUCCUCGACGGGAGAAAGAAGACCUGGUGACGUCUGCGGCCCUGAUCACGGCUGGCGAGCUGACCAAAGCAAAUGUGAUACUGGAGAGGAUCGUUCAGAGGGACCCGGACAAUUGCGAGAGCCUGCAUAUGCAGGCUGUGGUUGCAUUCCGCCAUGGAGAAAUGGACAUGGCCAAAAUAGCUGUCGACCGAGCAAUCAAGGUUGAGCCAGAGGCGCACUUUUAUAACACUCGGGGAUUGAUCCAGCUACGGCUGCGGAACAAGGAGGCAGCAACGGCAGAUUUUGAAGAGGCAAUCAGAAUCAAGCCGGAGCUCGUGCCGGCGCUCGUAAACUUGGGACACGUCAAGCUGGUCGAAGGCCGCCUGCCUGAGGCGGUAACGUACCUAGAGAAGGCUCUGACAAGGGAACCCAAUUAUUUCAAGGCCCUCUACAAUUUGGGUCUUGCGCACUUAGCGAUGAAGAAGACGGAUAUCGCGUGUAUCGAGCUAGAGGACGCUCAGGAGCUCUGUCCGAAAGAGCAUCUUUCGGACACAUCGUACCAGGCGGGGAUCGCGUAUUUGCGGCUAGGUCGGAUUGAGGAGGCGCGCAAAUCUCUCGAGCGCGCCGCGGGCCCGGGGCACCACAUUCGGGGCAGCUACCGUCACCCCUACUCAGUCUGCAAGCUGGCCCACCUGUUUCUUUGGGAGGGCAAGGUGAAAGCGGCCGGAGAGAAAUACCUGGCGGCUUUGGAGAUUGAACCAGAGUGCGCGGAGGCGACGUGCGGGCUGGGAGUCGUGGAGUGGGCUCAGGGGCGGUUCUUAGAAGCGGAGGAACUGUUUGCGCUGGCGCUGGAGAGUGAUUUGGGGCUGGCGCCCGCGGUGCAUUGGAUGGUGCAGUCGCUGCUGGACCAAGAGCGGGACACGGAGGCGUUCGAGGUCUAUGCGGACGCGGUCAAGUGGUUCAAGCGCCAGGAGGACGCCGCGGUGCAGCAAAAGGCCCAGCCGGACCUGCUCACCGUCGCCCGCAGCGCCGUCUCUAUGUCCGUCCGCUCCAAACCGGACGUCCUCCGCGCACCCGUCAAGAACGGACUGAGCGGACUCUACGCGGCCGGAAUGGUCCUCAGCGAGAUCGGCGCCCUCCAAGAGAACAAGGAAGUGGGUCUGAUCGGGUUCGGGUUAAGCCUUGACCAGUGGAAGGGUUACUGGUGCGAGCAGGGGGAGAAAGAGGAGUCCCUGGACGACGGAGAGCCGCUGCAGGGUGACGUCAUGGCCGAGGCGUUGGGCAUGCUCCCAGCGGGUGAGUCGGUGCCCGACGGUGCGCUUUUUCCGGGCAGCAGUGGUGCGGGUUCGGUGCCCGGUUCAGAGCCCCGGUCGGCAGCGUCGUCAGGGGCGGGCGCGGACCGGAGGCCCGGGGCUGGAUCAACCGGGAGCACGGAGGUCGGGAAGCCGGCGCAAGCGCCACGGCGAGCUGGCUUCGGUUCCGGCGCCGACGAGCGCGCCAAGCGGCGCUCGAGCGAAGCGGAAGACGGGCCGCCAUUGGUCGCCGAGGCCGAGCCAGACGAGCAGCUCCUCCCGGGGUCCGUCCGGUCCGAAGAGGGCGACCAGAUCGGGGCGCCGUCCCCGAAGAACAAGAAGUGGACGAAACGCCGACCUUUGGAGAAUGUUCCUAGUCGCAGGGCGCCGAAACCGGUUUCCCUGGAGUUGGCGGAGAAAGAUGAGAUGGUGGCGGAAAACGCGGGCGGGACGUUGUCCCAAAUCAGGCCACCUGUCUCGGAGGCCGACUGGCGGUGGCCGGAGGAAGGGCCCACCGGGGCGCAGCGCGUGCCGCGCCACUACAGGCGGGCCGUUCUGAUCAGCUCCCGUGUGAAGAACGCGGCGCUGCUCGCGGCGGCCACCCUGGACGACGUAGACGCGAUCGAGUUUGAUUGGGCCACGUGGACCCUGGAUGACAUCACCACCGCCAUGAACCGGCGGCUGGAGGGCAGCAGCAUCGAGGGCGUCGCCCUUGUCUCCCACAACACCAAAAAGGGCGCUAUUGGUCUCGUUCGAGGAGGGCACACAUCGCUCGCCAGCCUCAUCAAGCCGGACGUGCAACAAUUCUGGGUGCGCGUCUCCGCGUGCCUGGACGGCAACCGGCACAAUUUCUUGAGCUUCGACGCGGGCGCCGCGCUCAACUCGCUGGCCAGCCCCAAGCAGGGCCGCAUCGACCUGCUCGGCUGCGGACUGGCGGACGCCAAGGGCGAGGAGCUGCUGGACGAGCUGCGGACGCUGACGUUCGCUGACGUCAGCACUUCCCUCGACGACCUAAUCGAGAACCCCCCGGAGGUGCCCGAGCGGUGCAUCCUCGCUGAGGACGAGCCGGCCCUUGGCUACUUCCAUCCAACCCUGCUUGUCGAGUGGCUCGCCAGCCCGGAGACGUCCGACUCCAUGCUGGACAGGCUCAACUCUAAGCGGCGGUCGUUCGAGGGACCCGACAUGGUUCGCCGGCGCUCUUCGAUGGAGUCCAUCUCCGAGUCCAACCCGCAAACCGCACGGCUGGUCGGCUCCAAGCCCAGCUCUCCGCGGCUGCCCGACGGCCAGAGCCACGAACCAGACCACCACCACGGACACCACCCAGAAAACGGACACCACCCCGGGAACGGACACCACCACGUGCGUCCGGACACGUCACCCCCGGAAGUGUACGACUUCGAGAUACCCGGGCCGUCGGCGCCGCUGCGCAAGGCGCACAGCGACAAGAAGCGGGACGCGCGCGCGAGCCCGGUGCCCGUGAGGACGGCGUUCCCUGAGGCGCCCGGCGAAGCCUCCGGACGCGGAACGGACGAAGGCGGGCAGAUGGGCAGCGGACUAAGUCCGCAAAAGUUGAGCGGUGAGAAUGGUAAUCCGGGUAUAGAGCCCGGAGGCGGUACGAGUAAGUUGGAUCCGGGCGUAGGAAAGGGUCUCCCGGAGAUAAUUUCAGCUCGGGAGGGGGCGACCUUGAAGGGAUCCCCGAAAUUGUCUCCGUCAGUUGAAGCGGAGACGGAAAAUCCGUCGCUGUUGUUCCGGCCACGAAAAGUGCCGACAAGCAAAAAGUAG